Messenger RNA from Nematolebias whitei (Rio pearlfish), 1890 nucleotides. RefSeq names its product cartilage acidic protein 1b (gene crtac1b). The coding region runs from base 1 to 1890 and encodes 629 amino acids. The record is from RefSeq and is a predicted model, not a curated record. The transcript is spliced from 14 exons. Gene Ontology annotation, biological process: axonal fasciculation. Gene Ontology annotation, molecular function: calcium ion binding. NCBI's taxonomy places the organism in Eukaryota, Metazoa, Chordata, Actinopteri, Cyprinodontiformes, Rivulidae.
AUGUUGUUGUGCCUCCUUCUCAUCCUCCCUGCCCACUCUGGGGCUCAGCGAUCAGAGCCCAUGUUCUCAGCUAUAACCAAGACCGUCCUUCCUCCGGACUACGACAACAACCCCACCCAGCUCAACUACGGCGUGGCUGUCACCGACAUAGAUGGAGGCGGAGACUUGGAGAUAUUUGUAGCAGGCUACAAUGGUCCAAACCUGGUGCUAAAGUAUGACAAGGAGAGUAAAAGGCUUGUCAACAUCGCUGUUGACGACCGCAGUUCCCCAUUUUACGCCCUGAGAGACCGUCAAGGCAACGCCAUUGGAGUGACAGCGUGUGACAUAGAUGGGGACGGGCGGGAGGAGAUUUAUGUACUUAACACCAAUAAUGCUUUCUCUGGUCGGGCAACAUAUUCUGACAAGCUGUUUAAGUUUCGCAAUGGACGCUUUGAGGAUCUGCUGAAUGACGACAUCAACGAGCACCGAGACGUAUCCAACCCGAUGGCUGGGCGCUCAGUGGCGUGUGUGGACAGGAAGGGUACAGGCCGGUAUGCAAUCUACAUUGCCAACUAUGCCAGUGGAAGUGUGGGUCCUCACGCUCUGAUAGAAGUAGAUGAGGCAGCCAGUGACCUGUCACACGGUGUCGUCGCACUCUCCAACGUGGCAGAGCAAGCUGGAGUCGACAAGUUAAUUGGGGGGCGAGGUGUCGUGGUGGGGCCUAUUGUCAGUCAGACUCUGUCGGAUGUUUUCUGCGACAAUGAGUACGGCUCUAACUUCCUGUUUAAGAACAAUGGAGAUGGGACUUUUACUGACAUGGCACAGCAGGCUGGUGUGGAAGACCCCAUGCAGCAUGGCAGAGGGGUGACUCUGGGAGACUUCAACCGUGACGGCAGGACUGACAUUGUCUACGGAAACUGGAACGGACCUCAUCGUCUGUAUAUUCAGCUAAACAACCGCAAACAGAGAUUCAAGGACAUCGCCUCUCAGAAGUUUUCCAUGCCGUCCCCAGUACGAACUGUUAUUGCUGCAGACUUUGAUAACGACAACGAGCUGGAGGUCUUCUUCAAUAACAUCGCCUACAGGGGGCCCUCGGCCAACAGGCUCUUUAGGGUGAGCAGGAGAGAACAUGGAGACCCCCAGAUAGAAGAGCUCAAUAUCGGGGAGGCUGCAGAGCCCGAAGGACGAGGAACUGGAGCUGUAGCUACAGAUUUUGAUGGUGAUGGACAUCUGGAACUGAUCGUGUCUCAUGGUGAAAGUGCAGCUCAGCCUCUCUCUGUCUACAAAGUCAACCAGGGCCAAACUAACUCCUGGCUGCGAGUAAUUCCCCGUACCAAGUUUGGGGCUUUUGCCAGAGGAGCUAAAGUGGUGGUUUACACAAAGAAGAGCGGCCCACACACAAGGAUUAUUGAUGGUGGUUCAGGGUACCUGUGUGAGAUGGAGCCUGUUGCCCACUUUGGUCUUGGUAAGGAUAUUGCCACAAAUGUCGAGGUGUACUGGCCUGAUGGACGCUCUAUAGCCCGUCCCCUGGUGUCCUCAGAGAUCAACUCAGUUCUGGAGAUCCACUAUCCAAGAGAUGAAGAUGAAGUUACUCCUACUGUGAAAAUAGAGUGUGGUCAUGGAUUUUCUUUGAAUGAGCAUGGGCGUUGCACAGAUAAAGAUGAAUGUACCCAGUUCCCCUCUGUGUGCCCCUCCGACCGCCCGGUGUGCACCAACACCCACGGCAGCUAUAAGUGCCGUGCCAAAAGGAAAUGCAACCAAGGCUUUGAGCCCAAGGAUGACGGGUCAACCUGUGUGGCUCAGGUGGCUUACUUUGGUGUAACGCGGUCUUCAGGGGAUCGCGAUGCUUUCCACUCGCUUUCUUUCUCUAUUCUGCUCAUCUCUACGCAGCUGCAGACAGGACUGCUGUAG